AGAGAGAGAGAAGAGAGAGAGAGAGAGAGAGAGAUUUGUAGUUAUUAUCUGACAAUUGAUUAAUAGCACAAUGAGAUGUUAAAAAAAAAGAUGGAAGUAAUAAAAAGUAUUUGAGUUUAGUGGACAGAUGCUACUGGGAAUCAUCUAAAUAUUUGGAAGGGUAAAUUUACAGGGGCAAAUAUGAUACUUCCAAACUAUGAAAGGAUAGAUGUGUAGAGUCCCUUUAAACUAAAGAAUGUGUCUGUUAUCUAUUUUAUUUGGUUGAAGUAAGCGCCUACUAGGACAAGGUUAUAUCCAUAACAUUUUCUUAGUUUCCGACGUGUAUUCCUUUAAAUUAUACGUAGUAGGGCACUUUUUGUAGCUUUGUGUAUAAUGUGACGUCGUCUAUCUCUCUCUCUAUCGUGAGCAAAUGCUCCAACUUUUUGAGUCACAGUAUUGAAUGACAUAGUUGGCUACUCUGUUUUAUUAUCAUCUGCAACACCCUCUCUCCCCACGUAUCGUGGAAGUAUUCGGGCAGUGUUGUAUAUAUGUACUCUGAGGAGAUCAGUAGCCCAAAAAGAUACAACUUCGUUUUACCAAUGUUAAACAGUGAAAGUCGAUUUAAUCUUAUGAUUUUGUUGGUUGGCAUCUCUAAAAAAUUUAAUGCAUAAGUUAUGAAUAUUAAACAUCUAGUAAAUUGACUUUGACAUCUCAGAUUGAAUGAGAACUUGAUCAGUGGAUCCGGUGAAAAUUGACUUGAAAUAUUUUUGUAGGGAGAUUUUGGUGUGACCCAGUCAUCAUCAGGCACCUGCUUCCUCUGAUUGAUUGUUAAUGGAGCCGAUGAUGUUUCUACGGACAAACCCAUGCGACCGGCCCCCAUCACGCAGAUAAGUAAUAUAUUAGCCAUUGCAUUCCAUCAUUGUUUGCCGGUGCCAUCUGCUGUGCCUCGAGGACCUUUUGCCCCAGCCAGGAUUCACAUAGUGAUGAUACAUACAGCGACCUCGCUGCACUUGUACCAUCCUAAUGGGUCACUAUUGUUGUGUUAUGCUUGUACCAUCCCACGUUCGUGCUUCGAUAGCUCAACCAUAUAUUCGCUCUUCACCUAUUUUAUUUUCUCCCUUUGCAGGUCUUGUGAGAUCACAAAAGGUUAAAGGUUGACCUCCACAUGCCCGGUCUUAAUACAACGGCGAAUAAUGCCCGUAUUAGGUUGAUCAUGCAGCCGCACCCAUCAAAUCGUAUGCGUUGCCUCACCAGCAAAUGUUACGCGACGUACUCAUCCUCGAAGUUAACUUCUUGGAAUUGAAUGUUGCAUCGAGAUAUGAAGAUUGCAUGUGCAUAUAGAGCAAAAGAUUUUGCUUUGAUGGGCACUUUUGAAUCCGAUUUGCCAUGUGGAUCAGCGGAGUUAGAUCGAUGCCUCACGGUGGCCCCGAGCAUUGGAUUCCUCCAUGCAAGUACGAGGGAGGGGACGAAGCUCCAUGCACCGCCGUCCACCCACCCAUGUCCUCGAUGAGCAAGCAGAUUAAUCGGCAAACAUAUGCGUUCGUCUCUGGAUCAUCAACCGAGAAAGGAGAACUGUUGUAGGAUUUGGAUCAUCAGAAAGCCUCGGUGACUUCAGAUCGGAGGAAAUGGCUCCGUUGAAGCGGAAAAGAUAAAGCUCCGUUCCCGAGGAGCAGCGCGGCAGAAGAGGACAGGGAGGAGGGGGGAGGAAUUUGGAAGCAAAGCUGAAGACGACGAAGCUCUUGGCUGCGUGAGACGUGCCAGUCCGCACGCUUCGCACGUGCAUUCUCUGCCACGUCCGCCAGGCCUUGUCCCUACAACCGCGUCUCCUCCAUGGCCUCUGCUACUUACUGCGACUGAGGGAGACGAAGGAGAGAGCGGGAGCGCUGCUUGCCGGCUUUGCUUCGUUCGCGAGCGUCGAGCGACAUGGGAGAGGAGGAGAAGAAGCCGGAGAAGGAAGGGAAGAAAGAGCCGCCGCCGCCGCCGCCACCGGCUGCUGCGGCAGAGGAGGAGAAGGAGAAGAAGGAUGGAGGUGUCGGCGACGGAGGCGAGGGGGAGAAGAAAGAGGGAGAGAAGAAGGAGAGCGAGAAGGCGGCCGAGAAUCCACCGCCUCCGCCACCGCCGCCGCCGGAGGAAGUGGUGAUGAAGGUCUACAUGCAUUGCGAGGGGUGUGCCAGGAAGGUGCGCCGAUGCCUCAGAGGCUUCCAAGGCGUGGAGGAGGUGGUGGCGGACAGCCGGACGCACCGGGUGGUGGUGAAGGGGAGGAGGGCGGCGGAGGAUCCCAUGAAGGUGGUGGAGAGGGUGCAGAAGAAGAGCGGGCGGAAAGUGGAGCUGCUGAGUCCCAUUCCACCUGCGAAACCGGAAAAGGAGGAGAAGAAAGAGGAGAAGCCCAAGGCAGAGGAGAAGAAAGAGCCGCAGGUGAUCAUUGUCGUGCUCAGAGUCUACAUGCAUUGCGAGGCCUGCGCCCAAGAGAUCAAGAAAACGAUCCUAAGAAUGAAAGGGGUGCAGACGGCGGAACCGGACCUGAAGAGCUUGGAGGUCACGGUGAAAGGCGCGUUCGACCCGGCGAGCCUGGUGGCGUACGUGCACAAGCGGACGGGGAAGCACGCGGCGGUGGUGAAGCAGGAGCCGGUGGAGAAGAAGCCGGAGGAGCCAGAGAAGGCCAAGGCCGAGGAGCCGCCACCAGCUGAGGCGGCGGGAAAGGACGAGAAGAAGUCCAGUGGUGGAGAGAAGAACGAGAAGGAGAAGAAGGGUGGGGAGAACAAGGAGGAAGAGAAGAAGAAGGAGGAGGGCGGAGGGGAGGACUCGAAGAAGGACGGCACCGUCGCAGCGGAGCAGAAGAACGGGGACAAGAAGAAGGAGGAGCAGGAGGAGAAGAAGGAGGCCAACGGCGGCGGCGAAGGAGUAGGGCAAGGGGCGACGGAGGUUCCGGCUGCCGUCGUGGCCGUGGCGGCGACGGCGAUCGACGGCGGCGGAGCGGGUAAGCCGAAGAGGAACGAGUUCUAUUACUACUACCCGCGCUACCCCGUGGAGUACGCUUACCCGCCGCAGAUCUUUAGCGACGAGAAUCCUAAUGCAUGCGCUGUCAUGUGAUCAAAGGUUUGUGGAUGGGGAAGCAUAACAUUCCAUGUGUAUUUUUCUUCUCCAUUCCCCUAUGAAAAAUAUAUAUAUUAUAUAAAUAUUCCUAAUAAGAUGUUGUCAUCUCUAAUAUUGUUCUCUUUAUUUCUCUAGAAA
Molecule: messenger RNA, 3210 nt
Organism: Musa acuminata AAA Group (dessert banana)
Lineage: Eukaryota; Viridiplantae; Streptophyta; Magnoliopsida; Zingiberales; Musaceae
Product: heavy metal-associated isoprenylated plant protein 7
Exons: 6
Coding region: 1903-3069 (388 amino acids)
Molecular function (GO): metal ion binding
Source: RefSeq, a predicted model, not a curated record